GCCUCCUCCCCAUCCCCUCACUCUGCCCACUUCAUUCCCCGCCUGCACACUGCUGGCACCUCUACGUUUACAUCUGCAGCUUUAGUCUGUCGUCUAUUUAAUCUACGCCCAAAGCAUCCUGCCAGUUUAUUCUCUAACUUCUGAAGGAGGAGACAACGAUGGCGCCUUCAGUUCUGCAGAAUGGUGGAUUCAUUCUGGGUUUGGUUGGUGCCGCAGCCCUCAUCGCAGCGACCGCCAUGAACAACUGGAGUGUGAAAGACAGGCAGGGGGACGUGGUGACGUCCGUCUACGUCUACAAGGGUCUGUGGCAGGACUGUGAGACGGCCUCCUCGGGGUUCACAGAGUGCCGCCCGCUCUACGGCCUGCUGGGAUUCUCAGGAACUUUCCAGGCAGUGCGGGCCCUGAUGAUAGUGGGGGUGGUGCUGGGGGUCCUGGGGGCAGUGAUAUCAGUGUUCUCCCUCACCUGCCUCUCGAUGAACAGCAUGGCUGAAACCACCAAGGCCAAGAUGAGCCUCACCGCCGGCAUCAUGUUCAUCAUCGGCGGUGUGUGUGGCAUUGCAGGAGCCUCCAUCUACGCCAAUCAGAUCGUGGCCAGUUUCAGGCUGUCCACCUACCCCAACUACGGAGGCAACAUGGAGAUGGGUGGAGGGAUGGGGGGAGGAAUGGGGGGAGGAGGAAUGGGAGGGAUUCCCAGAUACACAUUUGGCCCCGCGCUGUUUAUAGCCUGGAUCGGAGGGGGGGUCCUGGUUAUUGGGGGCAUCCUGAAGUCCCUGGCUUUCAGGGGCAUGGUGAAAGAUGAAAAACCACAUUACCCGGGGGUUACGUACAAACCUCAGCCCCGUACCAAGAGCGAGCUGGCUGACCACCAUUCAGAGGCCACCAAGAAUUAUGUGUAACGUCUACCUUUAAAGCACCACCAGUUUAUGUUUGCUUUUAGCUGUUCACAUGCAGCAUUAUUUUGUAGGAUUUUAUUUUUCUAGAUGCCUUUUAUGUGGAUAAAAAUAUGUCUUGAUUAGAGUCAAUGUGUCUGAUGUUGUAACAGCAGUUCAAAACCUAUGGACGCCAAUUCCCGCCAGUAAAAUGAAAAAAUAGAAACAUGACAAAAACACACCCUUUAAAAAAGCUUCCAGCUAAUUGAAUUGUGAAGAUCUUUCGUCAGAUCUUUAAAAAGUAGUUUCAUAUGAAUGCCUCCAUGGUUUCUAUAUCUUUACAAAUGCUGAAUGUAAUUGAAGACUUUUUUUUUACUUGAGUUUUGUUCAUCAUUUGAUUUGUAUGAUAAUAAAAGACUAAUUUGUGGAUUA
Molecule: messenger RNA, 1301 nt
Organism: Eleginops maclovinus (Patagonian blennie)
Lineage: Eukaryota; Metazoa; Chordata; Actinopteri; Perciformes; Eleginopidae
Gene: cldn18
Product: claudin 18
Exons: 5
Coding region: 159-896 (245 amino acids)
Biological process (GO): cell adhesion; bicellular tight junction assembly
Cellular component (GO): plasma membrane; bicellular tight junction
Molecular function (GO): structural molecule activity
Source: RefSeq, a predicted model, not a curated record